Ricinus communis (castor bean) is the source of this 2233-nucleotide messenger RNA. RefSeq names its product pentatricopeptide repeat-containing protein At1g08070, chloroplastic. The transcript has a single exon. Gene Ontology annotation, biological process: RNA modification. NCBI's taxonomy places the organism in Eukaryota, Viridiplantae, Streptophyta, Magnoliopsida, Malpighiales, Euphorbiaceae. Bases 28 to 2220 code for a protein of 730 amino acids. Gene Ontology annotation, molecular function: RNA binding; zinc ion binding; protein binding. The record is from RefSeq and is a predicted model, not a curated record.
CGUUAUCUUUUACAUAUCCACAACAUUAUGAUGAUUAUUUCACCGGCUAAUCUCCAAAUUCUUCCUUUUUCAGAUCCUCCAUACAAGUUUCUCCAAACCCACCCGUCACUUACACUUCUCUCCACAUGCAAGAACCUCAAAACUCUCAAACAAAUCCACUCUCAAGUCAUCAAAACAGGCCUCCACAAUACCCACUUUGCACUUAGUAAACUCAUUGAAUUCUGUGUCAUUUCACCAUAUGGGGAUCUCUCUUAUGCUCUCUUGCUAUUCAAAUCCAUUGGAAAGCCCAAUCAAAUAAUCUGGAAUAACAUUAUCAGGGGUCUUUCUUUAAGUGAAUCCCCAAUUUUAGCUAUACAAUACUAUGUUGACAUGAUUUCGUCUGGUUUUACUCCAAAUACUUAUACUUAUCCUUUUGUUUUGAAGUCUUGUGCGAGGAUUUCAAGUACCCAUGAAGGUAAACAGAUCCAUGGACAGAUUUUGAAGCUUGGAUUUGACAAUGAUGCUUUUGUACAUACUUCUUUGAUCACUAUGUAUGUUCAAAAUGGUGAAUUGGGUAACGCAAGAUUAGUGUUUGAGAGAAGUUCUAUGAGAGAUGUGGUUUCUUAUACGGCUUUAAUUACUGGGUAUGCUUCGAGGGGUUUUCUUGACCAGGCUUUAGAGCUUUUUGAUGAAAUUCCUGUUAGAGAUGUUGUUUCUUGGAACGCUAUGAUUGCCGGGUAUACUCAAAGCGGUCGGUUUGAAGAGGCUUUAAUUUUCUUUGAAGAGAUGCUUAGAGCAAAUGUUACACCAAAUAUGAGUACAUUGCUUAGUGUUCUAUCAGCUUGUGCUCAAUCAGGAUCACUCAAGAUGGGCAAUUGGGUUAGUUCUUGGAUUGAGGAGCACGGACUUGAAUCGAAUAUCAAGGUCAUGAAUGCACUUAUUGAUAUGUAUGCUAAGUGUGGAGACUUGGAAAAUGCUCUGCAUUUGUUUGAGGGUAUAAAAAAUAAGAAUGUGAUUUCCUGGAAUGUUAUGAUUGGUGGAUAUACUCAUUUGAGCUGCUAUAAAGAAGCCUUGGGACUAUUUAGGCAAAUGCUGCAAUCAAAUGUAGAGCCUAAUGAUGUGACCUUGUUAAGCAUUCUUCCGGCUUGUGCAAACCUUGGUGCUCUUGGGCUUGGCAAAUGGAUUCAUGCUUAUAUAGACAAGAACAUGAAGAAUUUGGCGAAUAAUGCUCUUUGGACAAGCCUCAUUGACAUGUAUGCAAAAUGUGGUAAUAUAGAGGUGGCUAAUCAAAUUUUUGAUGGCAUGAAUCCUAAAAGCUUGGCUUCUUGGAACGCAAUGAUUUCUGGUUUUGCCAUGCAUGGGCAAGCAGACUUGGCUAUUAGUCUUUUCUCGAGAAUGACUAAAGAAGGGUUAGUGCCAGAUAAUAUCACCUUCAUUGGUGUAUUAUCUGCAUGCAACCAUGCUGGUUUGCUAGAUCUUGGGCGUCAGUAUUUCAGUUCAAUGAUCCAAGAUUACAAUAUUUCCCCAAAAUUACAUCACUAUGGAUGCCUGAUAAAUCUUUUAGGCCGUGCUGGAUUGUUUGAUGAAGCAGAGUCUGUGAUGGAGAGCAUGGAAAUGAAACCAGAUGGGGCCAUCUGGGGUUCUCUGCUUGGAGCUUGUAGAGUUCAUCGACGCGUUGAGUUAGCUGAGUUUGUUGCCAAGCAUCUUUUUGAACUGGAGCCUGAUAACCCGGGGGCUUAUGUACUCUUAUCGAACAUAUAUGCAGGAGCUGGUAGAUGGGAGGACGUAGCGAAAAUAAGAACAAUACUAAAUGAUAAGGGAAUGAAGAAGGUUCCUGGUUGCAGCUCUAUUGAAGUGGAUAGUAUAGUUCAUGAGUUCGUAGUUGGUGACAAGGUACAUCCUCAGAGCAAAGAAAUUUACAAGAUGCUGGAUGAAAUAGAUAUCCUUUUGCAGAAGGCUGGAUUUGUACCAGAUACAUCUGAGGUGUUGUAUGAUAUGGAUGAGGACUGGAAAGAAGGGGCAUUGAGUCAUCACAGUGAGAAGUUGGCUAUUGCUUUUGGUUUGCUCAGUACAAAGCCAGGAACAACCAUAAGAAUAGUCAAGAAUCUUCGAGUCUGCGGAAACUGUCAUUCUGCCACUAAGCUAAUGUCCAAGAUAUUCAAUAGAGAAAUCAUAGCUAGGGAUAGAAAUCGUUUCCAUCAUUUUAAAGAUGGUUCAUGCUCUUGUAAAGACUAUUGGUAAAAUCCUUUUGUUA